Penicillium bovifimosum is the source of this 447-nucleotide messenger RNA. RefSeq lists its product as uncharacterized. The coding region runs from base 1 to 447 and encodes 148 amino acids. The transcript is spliced from 2 exons. NCBI's taxonomy places the organism in Eukaryota, Fungi, Ascomycota, Eurotiomycetes, Eurotiales, Aspergillaceae. The record is from RefSeq and is a predicted model, not a curated record.
AUGAGCCGAGAACAGAUCAUCCCAAGCCACGAUCCACGCACGGAUGCCCUCAACUUCGUGACCAACCAGGGCCGGUAUACCCUCAGGGUAGAACAAUUCAUCGAAGCCGGCAGACCAGACGGUACCGAGACUCAUGGCGCCCCUGCAACGCGCUAUAUCACGUCCAAUGGACAAGUAAUAGACGCGCCUGCGAUCAAGGGCAUUUCGGGUCACGUUAUCGGCUCGGGGCAAACGUUUACUAUUCGUGAUGACUAUGACUUUGCCAACGCCGCUAAUGGGAAGGGGUACCAUGUGAAUGCACAGCUGGGCAAGACGACGGUGGCCUUUACCUCGGGCGUGAAUAGUCCCCAGGCAUAUUAUGAUCGGACGAAUAUGACUGGGGAGAGGUUGUAUUAUGAUGGGAUGCAGGCUGCUGCCUCAUGGUAUACGCAGGGUCAUUCAGGCUGA